Messenger RNA from Cylicocyclus nassatus, 864 nucleotides. Lineage: Eukaryota; Metazoa; Nematoda; Chromadorea; Rhabditida; Strongylidae. The record is from the annotation of a GenBank genome assembly.
AUGCUAGAAGUUCAAGCAGCUGCAAAACGUUUGGAGCAUUUCGCUCAAGGUUAUGAGCAUAACAGAGCCGACAACGUCGCCAGAAACAGAAACUACGAGAAGGGGUCUUACGCUGACGUAGUCGUAGCACAUGCCACUGUGGAAGCAGCCUACGGUGCACCGGUGCCCGCAGCUCCGGUAACAGUAGAACAGCCACCAACGGAGCCAUUCCCACUGGGACAACCAAUACCAGUAGGACCUCCGAUACCUGUGGGAGCACCAGUCAAUACCAUCAACAUAUACGGCACCAGUGCCUCCGCUCCACCACCUACAUAUGUGGCACCACCACCUGCAGCACCGCCAGUGGAUAUAUCAACAUAUGCCGCACCACCUCCAUCAUCGCCUCCGCCAUCACCUUCGUCACCACAUCCAUCUUACGUGGCACCAGCACCGCCUCCACUACCGCCCCCUCCACCUCCGCCAGUGGUUAAUACAAGAAAAAUUCGUCAUCAUCGACCCCACACAGAAGUCCGCAACGUUGCACGACACUAUGCCAAAGAAAAUGGACAUACAUCGGUAACGGCGAUGGUAAUAUCAUCAAAAGAGGAUAUUGAAGAGAUACCCAUAGAGAUAUCAUUGCCACCUCCACCACCGACAGACUACGUUGCCCCUCCACGAACCAUGACCUAUGCUGUCCCACCUUCACUAUCCGUGGCGCCAGCACCAGUUCCCGUUCCAGCUCCUGCUCCAAUUCACGCUCCAGUUUCUGUCGAAGUUCCUACCUCAGCUGCAGCUGUGGCUCCUGCUCCGGCCAUAAUAGCUGCACAAGAGCUCCGUAACUUCUCAGGGUCUUAUCGUAAAGGUGAUCAAGUCACCGACUUUUAG